Molecule: messenger RNA, 1221 nt
Organism: Penicillium soppii
Lineage: Eukaryota; Fungi; Ascomycota; Eurotiomycetes; Eurotiales; Aspergillaceae
Product: 4-hydroxyphenylpyruvate dioxygenase family protein
Exons: 3
Coding region: 1-1221 (406 amino acids)
Biological process (GO): L-tyrosine catabolic process
Molecular function (GO): 4-hydroxyphenylpyruvate dioxygenase activity
Source: RefSeq, a predicted model, not a curated record
AUGACGGUCCCGCAGAAUGAAGACAUCUUCCCCUCGAAAAUGGGCCCCGAAUACGUGGGCUUCGAUCACAUCCAUUGGUUCGUCGGAAAUCCAAAACAAGCCGCUUCGUACUGGAUCACUCGCAUGGGCUUCCGGCCCAUCGCAUAUCGCGGCCCGGAGACAGGAUCCCCCUACAUUGUAAGCUACAUCGUAGCUAACGGCGACGCUACGUUUAUCCUCACCGGGCCUGUGUGUGGUCCACCGAAAGAUGGCGCGGAUUCAUUCAUCCGCCAGGCUUCGCACCACGAGCGGACUACGUUGGUGGAGAUCCACGAACAUCUGACCGUCCACGGCGACGGAGUGAAAGAUGUCGCGUUUCGGAUCGCCGGCGAUAUUGAAGCUGUGUGGAAGCGCGCUGUUGGGAACGGGGCUCGUUCUAUUGCUGAGCCGCGGACUGUCGCUGUCGAUGGGCACGGUCUGCUCAUAUCGGCGACUAUUGGGACGUAUGGUGAUACAGUACAUUCUCUGGUCAACCGCGAGGAGUAUUCAAAAGAUGCUCCCUUCUUGCCUGGAUACCGGAUUACCACAGACGAAGAUCCGAUCACACAGCUUCUACCGGCAGUCAACCUCCUUGAGAUUGACCACUGCGUUGGGAAUCAAUCGUGGGGAGGGGUGGAUAGUAUUGUGCAAUAUUAUGAAGAGUGUCUUGACUUCCAUCGCUACUGGACAGUCGAUGAUAAGGAUAUGUGCAGCGAGUACUCGGCGAUGCGGUCAAUUGUCAUUGCGUCGCCAAAUGAAACCAUCAAAAUGCCCAUGAAUGAGCCCGCAACCGGGAGGAAGAAGUCACAGAUCGAAGAAUUCGUCGAUUACUACCAUGGAGCCGGAGUCCAACACAUCGCCUUCCGUACCAACGACAUCAUCGCAGCUGUCUCGCAGCUCCGGGCCCGGGGCGUCCAAUUCCUCAACGUGCCAGCUGCGUACUACGCGGAUCUACGAAAGCGACUGUUGCAAGUCUCCUGGACGCUCGGCACUGAUGUAGACGUGCUCGAGCGACUGAAUAUCCUGGUCGAUUUCGACGAGCGUGGAUACUUGCUCCAGAUCUUUUCUAAACAUGUUGGAGAUCGCCCGACUGUGUUCACUGAGAUUAUUCAGCGGAAUUCGUUUGAUGGGUUUGGGGCAGGGAACUUCAAGAGUCUGUUCCAGGCGUUUGAAAGGGAGCAGGCACUGCGUGGGAAUUUGUGA